AUGGCCACUUCACCCGCCGGCCGUAUGCUGUCCCGCCAGCUGCAGCAGAUGCAGUCUGAUAAGGAUAUUCCUGGCAUCAGCUGUGGCUUGGUCGAUAACAACGUCUUUGAAUGGGAGGUCAUGCUGAUGAUCUCUGAUGAUGUGAAACUUUACGGCGGAGGAUUCUUCCGCGCUCGCCUUUCUUUCCCAUCCGAGUACCCUCACAGGCCGCCGAAAAUGAAAUUCGAGUCGCCGCUUUUCCAUCCUAAUAUCUACCCCGACGGUGAAGUCUGCAUCUCCAUUUUGCACCCGCCCGAGGAAGAUAAAUACGGCUAUGAAUCAGCUGCCGAGCGCUGGUCCCCGGUCCAGACUCCCGAGACAAUUCUGCUAUCGGUCAUCUCCAUGCUCUCCAGCCCGAAUGACGAGAGCCCCGCCAACGUGGAAGCAGCCCGCCUAUGGCGUGAAGACCCCGCCGAGUUCAAGAAGCGCGUUCGUCGAUGUGUCCGCGACAGUCUCGGGGAGGAGUAA
Messenger RNA from Penicillium alfredii, 507 nucleotides. RefSeq names its product putative ubiquitin conjugating enzyme. The record is from RefSeq and is a predicted model, not a curated record. The transcript is spliced from 3 exons. The coding region runs from base 1 to 507 and encodes 168 amino acids. Gene Ontology annotation, cellular component: endoplasmic reticulum; cytosol. NCBI's taxonomy places the organism in Eukaryota, Fungi, Ascomycota, Eurotiomycetes, Eurotiales, Aspergillaceae.